Messenger RNA from Acanthopagrus latus (yellowfin seabream), 2667 nucleotides. RefSeq names its product protocadherin gamma-A3-like. The coding region runs from base 170 to 2635 and encodes 821 amino acids. Gene Ontology annotation, biological process: homophilic cell-cell adhesion. Gene Ontology annotation, cellular component: plasma membrane. The record is from RefSeq and is a predicted model, not a curated record. The transcript has 2 exons. Gene Ontology annotation, molecular function: calcium ion binding. Lineage: Eukaryota; Metazoa; Chordata; Actinopteri; Spariformes; Sparidae.
AAGGAGACAGGGUGCAUUAUGUGGGAUGAUAGGCGAGGAAGACAGGCUCUCUUCAGUUUAUAUAUCUAUUCAGAUAUAUACCUUUGAUUGAACGUAGAUAACCAUUCUUCUUUGUUGAGAGUUAUUUCAGGAUAAGUGUCGUGCUUGGAUCAUUGUUGGACAUAUUUUCAUGUUUUUUUCUUUUGCUAUGGCUCGUGGAAUAUCAGCCUACACCGGGUGCGUUAAAUGGCGCUUUGGCUGCGGACAGAAUCGGCAUUUUGUGUUCUUCCUUUUUUAUUUCACUUAUAUGGUGAGCGGACAUAUCCGAUAUUCAAUCCCAGAGGAGAUGAAGAAAGGAUCUCUGAUCGGUAACGUAGCACAGGACCUGGGUUUGGAUCUGAGAAGGCUUCGUUCUGGUCGGGCCCGUAUCGUGACCGGAGAGAGCAUCCAGUACACCGAGCUGAAGACAGACAAAGGGAUUCUAGUCGUCAAAGAGAGAAUAGACCGAGAGCAGCUUUGCGGAGACGUGACACCGUGUAGUUUCAGCUUCGAGGUGAUUUUAGAAAACCCCAUGGAGCUUCAUCAAAUCACAGUUGAGAUCACAGAUAUAAAUGAUCAUUCGCCCUCGUUCAAACGAGACAGAAUGCAAUUUGAAAUUAGCGAAUCAGCUAAUGCAGGUGCUCGUUUUCCACUGACUAGCGCAGAAGACCCAGAUGUAGGUGUGAAUGGACUCAGAGAAUAUUUUCUGUCCGAGAAUGAUAAUUUUGUUCUGAAGCAAAACUCGAAUGCGGAUGGAAAGAAGUAUGCAGAGAUGGUGUUACAGAAGCCAUUAGACAGAGAGACGAAUCCGCAUCUGUCUCUAAAGCUGAUAGCUGUCGACGGUGGAACUCCGCAGAGAUCUGGUACAGUAAACAUAGAUAUCACUGUUCUUGAUAACAAUGACAACGCGCCUGUAUUUAAUCAGUCUGUGUACAAAGCUACAGUGAUGGAGAACUCUCCCAGAGACACGUACGUCACCACUGUUAAUGCCAGUGACGCAGAUUCUGGGUCUAAUAGUGUAGUGACGUAUUAUUUCUCAGAUCUCAGUGGUGGACUUGGUAAUUUGUUCACAGUAAAUGAAAAGAAUGGUAUCAUUUUGAUAACAGGGUCUAUUGAUUACGAAAAAGACAAGAAGUACGAGCUCAGGAUCGAGGCAAAAGAUCAGGGAGGUUUGACAGAUUCAAGUAAAGUAGUAAUUGAAGUAAUUGAUGUAAAUGACAACGCCCCAACUCUUAGCGUCAUGUCAUUCACCAGUCCUGUGUCAGAAGAUUCCCCUUCUGGAACAACUAUUGGCAUUAUAAAUGUAAAAGAUCUUGAUUCAGGUGAAAACGGGCAAGUUAACUGUAGAAUCGAACAAAACGCACCUUUCAAGAUUAAAUCUAAUUUGAGGAAUUACUACACUUUGGUAACAGACACUGUAUUAGAUCGUGAACGUGUUUCAGAAUAUAACAUCACUGUAGUAGCAACAGAUGCAGGAAUGUCUCCUCUCUCCACAAAGAAAACCUUUCAUUUAAAGGUGUCUGAUGUGAACGAUAAUGCUCCAGUGUUUCCACCGAGUGUUUACAAUGCGUUCAUCUCAGAGAACAACUCUCCUGGUGUUUCUGUUCUCACGCUGAGAGCUAAAGAUCCUGAUGAGAACCAAAACGCCCGAAUAUCUUAUAUUCUGGAAGAUGCAAAUAUCGGUGCAUCUCCAGUUUCUGAAUAUGUUUCUAUAAAUGCAGAGAGCGGAGUGAUACACGCAGUGCGUUCAUUUGAUUAUGAGCAGAUCAAACAGCUGAUUUUCGUCGUGAAAGCGCAGGAUGGAGGCUCUCCUCCACUCAGCAGUAACGUGAGUGUGAAAAUAAUGAUCCAGGACCAGAACGACAACCCUCCUCAGGUUCUGUACCCGGUCCAGACUGGAGGCUCUGUGGUGGCUGAAAUGGUGCCUCGUUCAGCAGAUGUGGGCUAUCUGGUGACUAAAGUGGUGGCUGUUGAUGUGGACUCUGGACAGAAUGCCUGGCUCUCCUAUAAACUGCAGAAAGCCACAGACAGGGCGCUGUUUGAAGUGGGCUUACAGAAUGGAGAAAUCCGAACUAUCCGCCAGGUGACUGAUAAAGAUGCUGUGAAACAGAGACUGACUGUUAUAGUGGAGGACAACGGGCAGCCCUCUCGUUCAGCUACAGUCAUUGUUAACGUGGCGGUGGCCGACAGCUUCCCGGAAGUGCUGUCGGAGUUCACCGACUUUCCUCACGACAAGGAGUACAAUGACAACCUGACUUUUUACUUAGUGCUGGCUUUGGCUGUAGUGUCCUUCCUGUUCAUCACGUGUUUAGUGGUUAUUAUAUCAGUGAAAAUCUACAGAUGGAGACAGUCUCGCGUCCUGUAUCACUCCAGUCUCCCUGUGAUUCCAUAUUAUCCUCCACGUUACUCAGACACUUUGGGGACAGGGACUCUCCCACACGUGUACAACUACGAGGUGUGCAGGACGACUGACUCCAGAAGGAGUGACUGUAAGUUCGGCGGAGCUGGUAGUCAGAACGUGUUGAUAAUGGACCCCAGUUCUACAGGGACGAUGCAGCGGAUUCAGAGUGAGAAGAGCAUCCUGGAUGAACCAGACUCUCCUCUAGAGGUCAGUUAAACAGUUCAAAUUCACAUGUGGUCUCUGUGUUC